CUCCCACGUUUGCAUCGACGGGCAGAACACCUAAUCAAGUUUCUACAAAUCCACAAUUCUAUAACUAUGGUUGAAGCGUGUAAGAUAAGUACUGCCAAAGAGAGAGAGGGGAGUCCAUUGAAAAUGGAAUUCUUUGAGAGAUAGGUCGACCCUUUGGGAGAUAUCUAAAAUUUUCGACCCCUUGGGGAUUUCCAUCUUUGUCUUCAUCUUCUGCAAUCAUUAUCCCUCUUACUAACCUCGCUUCUUUCUUUUUUUGUGUCAUAUCUCGUUUGUUUCUUCCAUCCUGGCUUCAAUUUGGUUUUUGGGCGUUUUCAUCGUUCGAUUUUCUUCUGAAAUUUCCAAAAGCCGCAGUCUUUUGAGGCGAACAAAAGGGGCUUUUCAAUUCGAUUGCCUUUGAUCAUUUUCUUAGAUUUUACGAACCAAGAUUAUAUUUUUUAAAAAAUUUAGGCAUUCUUGUUUAAGACUCGUUCAACACUUGAAAUUGAAAUCUUGUUGAUUUUUAUGUGCGUGUGUGAGUGUUUGUUUAUGAAUUAGCUUGUUUAUGACUGUUUAUUAAUCUAUCUGGAAGAGCUCAGAUUGUAUUUGAGCAUUCUUUAAAAAUUCGACUAGUAUUUUGUGUAAUGUUGAUUAGGGGCCAUUAAUUAUUUAAUCAUCAUUUGAUGCUUCUUUUAGCAUUUAAUAUCCAAAGUUUUUUGUUUUGGAUUGAUUGGGAAAAUGAUGUGUACUGAAUAUUUGUUAUUUGUUUGAAAUUGCUAUUUAAUUGAGCCAGGAUUCUUUCUAUCAUCAAUUCAUUGAUUCUUGCUAUCUCCAAGUGCUUGUCUGAGAGAAGAGAGACAUAGAGAGAGAAAAGAAAUGGCUAUUUCUUUCACUAGAUUCCCAUGGUUGUGGUUGGGUGGGGAAGAUAAAGAGCAAGUCUCAAAUGGAUCAAUGAUAAAUUCAAUAAAUUCUGUUGGGGAGUGGGGCUUGGGGCUGAGAGGAGAAGCUGAGAAUUUGAAGUUAUAUUCGACGAAGAAGGGUGAUGGAGGGAUGAGGAAUAGAAAAUUGAAGAGGAAAUGGAAGAGUAGGGAAGAGAGGAGCAGAAGGAUUGAUAAAGAGUAUGAUAUGGUGGUGGUGCCAUCAGAUGGGGUUGGUUUAUCAUUAUCCGAAUCGGAUGACUCGGAUUGGUCUAUCGGGUGGAUGGAGCCUCACGCCCCCGAUUUCCUCCAGAGUGAUGACGAGGGAGACGACAGCUUUGCUGUGCUGGUCCCUUGCUAUAGGCAUGAUUGCCAGAGAUUGGAAGCAAAGGAGGCUGAUCUCAGUAUCCAGUUCUUGGAUGGUUACUCUGCUGGCGGUAGGGAGUACAUGGAACAGUGGCUUUCCUCUCUCCAAAAAUCUUGAGCUGCUGCUAAUCACUUCCAAAAUUUGCCAUCAUUUAAUACAACUAUUGGUUUCUACAUUCUGUAAUUUCCUAAAAAAGUAAGGUGCUACUGGAAAUCUAUGUGUUGGGGCAGAAACAAUGCAUUGUGUUAGGCUCUUCUGUUAUGUGGAUUAGUAUAUUGACAUUAAUAUUGAUAAUUAGUAGUAAUGUAUAAAUCAGCAUUGUAAAUAUGCUAAAUGAUGUUCAGACUUUCUACCCUCUUCUGUAAAUAAAUUAUGUACAUAUUUGUUUGGUU
Molecule: messenger RNA, 1652 nt
Organism: Salvia splendens (bonfire salvia)
Lineage: Eukaryota; Viridiplantae; Streptophyta; Magnoliopsida; Lamiales; Lamiaceae
Exons: 2
Coding region: 853-1377 (174 amino acids)
Source: RefSeq, a predicted model, not a curated record